AUGGGUUGGGCGGCAGCGCCGCCUUCUCCGCCGGCGGCGGCGGCCUCCAAGAGCGGGCCGGGGGGGGACAUCAACCCGAGCAUCCUCCUCAUCAUCGUGAUCCUCUCGGUUAUCUUCUUCAUCUCCGGUCUCCUCCAUCUUCUGGUUCGCUUCCUCCUGAAGCCGGCUACCAGGAACGCGGAGGAGCAGGAGAGCGCGACGGCGCUGCAGGGCCAGCUGCAGCAGCUCUUCCACCUCCACGACGCCGGCGUUGACCAGUCCUUCAUCGACACCUUGCCGGUGUUCAUCUACAAGGCCAUCGUCGGCGCCAAGGAUCCAUUUGACUGCGCCGUCUGUCUCUGCGAGUUCGAGGCCGAUGAUAAACUCCGGUUGCUGCCCAAGUGCAGCCAUGCUUUCCACCUCGAGUGCAUCGACACGUGGCUCCUCUCCCACUCCACCUGCCCACUCUGCCGGAGCAACCUCCUCCCCGACCACUCCGCCUGCGGCGGCAUCGGCGGCGGCGCCGUCCUCGUCCUCGAGUCCGCCGGGGAGAGCUCCAGGGAGGUCGCCGGAGACAGAGACGCCGGCGGCGAGGAGGAAACGGUGUCUUGUACGGAGGAUGCUGUCCAGAAGGGGGAAGAGGAACCCACAGGGGCGGAGCUGAAGGUGGUCUCCGUGAAGCUCGGCAAGUAUAGGAACGUCGACGGCGGCGCCGCCGCCGCGGCGGGCGGCGGCGAAGGGAGCAGCUCCCUGGACGAAAGGCGGUGCUUUUCGAUGGGUUCCUUCGAGUACGUGAUGGACGAGACGUCGCGGUUGCAGGUGGCGAUAAAGCCGCCGGCGAGGAAUCCGGCGGCGAAGAACCCCGGCCACCGGCUCGCCAUGUCCGAAUGCGACUGGAGCUCGAGGAGGGAAGGGUUCAAGGGGUUCGAGCAGCUGGCCAGAAGCGGCGGCGGCGGGGCUAUCGCCUCCAAUUCUCAGCGGGUGGAGAGCUUCUCCAUCUCGAAGAUCUGGCUGCGGUGGCCGAGGAAGGACAAGCCAGAGGCCGGCGAGGGGCCACGGAGGGCCGUCUCCUUCCGGCUAUCGGCGCCGCAUUCGGUGGCGGCGGCGGCCGUGGAGGAGCAGAAGGCGAAUUGCGGCAGCAGCCGGAGGAGUUCCGACGCCUGCUGGGAAAAGAACGGCAGCGAGUUCGGGUUCGACGUGGAGGCCGGGAGCUGCGACGGUGGCGCUGCCGUCUCCCGGGCCGGGGAGACGCCGUCCUUCGCCCGCAGGACCCUCCUCUGGCUCGUCGGCCGGCACCACAAGGUGGUCAACCACGUCUAA
Molecule: messenger RNA, 1299 nt
Organism: Spirodela intermedia
Lineage: Eukaryota; Viridiplantae; Streptophyta; Magnoliopsida; Alismatales; Araceae
Source: the annotation of a GenBank genome assembly